GAUAUUCCUAUAUUUCUUUUAUUUAAAGCCCUUAGUAUAUAAACAGAGAAAAAAAUGAUGGAGUAUAUUUUUUAUGACCUAAAAGAUAAAAAUAAUGCCGGAAUGAUGGAAAUGUUAAGAGAAUCUCUUCUUUUAGCCUCAAAAUGUAAACAUUAAGAAUCCGCACUAUAAUAUAUAGGACUAAGAAUUAAAUCUUCUAACAGAAGUGUUUCUAGAUAAGAAUCUAUUAAAAUUGCAAAAGAAGUACUUUGUUAAUAUUUAUUACCUCAUGUAGGUCUUGAUGAAAAAUCAUUUAAUUAAAAAGCUUUUUUUGUAGGAUAUAUGAUAUAAAAAUUAUUAAAUGCUGCUUUAGGAAAAACUUCAGAAGAUGACCGUGAUCAUUAUGGUAAAAAAAGAUUAGAUAUGGCAGGCACUUUAAUGAGUUAAUUAUUUAAAGAAAGACUUCGUUUAUUCCUUCGUAGAGCUAAAAAUUAACUUUAAGAAAAGAUAAAUAAGACCCUUCGAGAACCUGACAAUGAAUUUUCUUUACGAGAAGACAUAUUUGACCACCGUCUUAUUUCUGACUCUUUGAGACUUGCUCUAGCAACUGGAAAUUGGGGCUAAACUGCCGACGGAGAAGUGGCUAAAACUGGCGUGGCUUAAGUUUUGAAGAGAGAUACUUCCUUAUUUGCUACGAUGUCUCAUAUGAGAAGAGUAAAUGCCCCAAUGAAGAGUGCAGCUAAACUAGCAAAACCUAGAUAACUUCAUAAUACACAUUAUGGGCUUAUUUGUCCUGCAGAAACACCAGAAGGAUAGAAAAUAGGGAUGGUAAAAAAUAUGGCUUUAAUGGCUUAGGUUUCUUUAGGAUUCUCAGAAGGUGAUAAUAAAAACUUUUUGGAGUUUUUGGAAAGUUUCUAAGAAGAAGUUAAGCCUUUUGAUAUUUCAUAAAUUUCAUUUGAUGAUAUUCCUAAAUUAACUAAAGUUUUCUAUAAUGGAAAUUGGUUUGGUUUUACAGAUAAACCAGAUGAUUUAGUUAGUUUUAUUAAAAAAACUAGAACUAGUUAAGAACUUAAAGGACUUUCAGUUGUUCGAGAUAUCAUAAAUAAAGAAAUUAAAAUAUAUACAGAUAGUGGAAGAUGUAUGAGACCUUUAUUUAUUGUAGAAAAUUAUUAAACUCGUCAAUUAAAAAUAACAAAAUAAGAUAUAAAUAAAUAUAUAUAGAUUCAAGAAGAGAAAAUAAAUUCUGGUGAUGUAAAAGAAUAUAAACUUUUUUCUGAAUUCUGUAAGGAAGGAUUUAUUGAAUUUCUUGAUGUAGAAGAAGAAGAAGGAGCAAUGAUCGCUAUUGACAUUAACGAUUUUUAUCAAACCGAAAAAUUGAGAAAAGAUUUGCCUUUUACACAUUCCGAAAUUCAUCCAGCCAUGAUUUUAGGUGUAUGUGCUUCAAUUAUUCCAUUUGGUCAUCAUAAUUAGGGGCCAAGAAAUACUUUAUAAUCAGCUAUGGGAAAAUAAGCUAUGGGACUUAAUUCUACUAAUUUUAAUUUAAGAGUCGAUACACUUGUUCAUAUUUUAUAUUAUCCUUAAAUUCCUUUGGCUUCAAGCAAAUCUAAUGAUUAUAUAUGUUCUAAAAGUAUUCCUUUUGGUAUAAAUGCUAUUGUAGCUAUUGCUUGCUUUACUGGUUAUAAUUAAGAAGAUUCUAUUAUAAUGAACUAAAGUUCUAUUGACAGAGGUUUAUUUAGAUCUGCCUUUUUUAGGACAUAUAAGACUUAAGAAAAAAAAGAAGAAAUGGGAGCUUUUUCAAUAAAAGAAACAAUAUGCUUUCCUGAUUAAAAUAAAACAGUAAUUCCUAAUAGUAAUUCUUUCUUAAAACUAGAUUAUGAUGGAAUUAUACCGCCAGGAACAUAAGUAACUGGAGAUGAUAUUUUAGUGGGAAAAGUAGUUGAGCUUCCUGAAAGUUAAGAUUUUAAAUCCAAAAACUUUAAAUAAUUUAAGGACGUAUCUUUAUGUUCUAGACGUUCAGAAAUAGGAUACGUUGACACAGUAAUAUUAAGUGAGGAUAAAGACGGUUUUUAUAUUGUAAAAGUCAAGCUUAGAUCUAAUAGAAUCCCACAAAUAGGAGAUAAGUUUGCCUCAAGACAUGGUCAAAAAGGUACUGUAGGAAUGACUAUUAGAGGAGAAGAUAUGCCUUUUAAUAUAUAAGGUAUCCCCGCCGAAUUAAUUAUUAAUCCUCACUGUAUUCCUUCUAGAAUGACUAUAGGACAUAUGAUAGAAGGCUUAAACUCCAAACUUUCAGCCCUCAAAGGUAUAUGGGGAGACGCUACUCCCUUCUCAGGUCUAAAACUUUAAGAUAUAGCAUCUGAAUUACAUACACAUGGCUAUUAAAAAUACGGAAACGAGGUCUUAUAUAACCCUUAUACAGGUUCCAGACUGACUACCUAAAUAUACUUCGGACCCACCUAUUAUUAAAGACUAAGACAUUUAGUAGAUGAUAAAAUGUACUCAAGAGCAAGAGGACCAGUUGUAGCUAUUACUAGAUAACCCACACAUGGUAGAUCCAGAGGGGGGGGACUUAGAUUUGGUGAAAUGGAAAGAGAUUGUAUUAUAGCACAUGGCACUAGUAAUUUUUUAAAAGAAAGAACUUUUGGUGUUUCUGAUUAAUAUAGAGUUCAUGUGUGUUCAGAAUGCGGACUAAUUGCAAGUGCUAAUUUAACAGAUCAUUAAUAUAUUUGUAAAGGUUGUUAGGAAAGUAGUGAUUAGAAAAAAAAGAAUAGUUAUAAAAUUGUUUAGGUGUUUUUACCUUAUGCAGCUAAGUAACUUAUUUAAGAACUUAUGGCUAUGCAUAUUGUGCCUAGGAUUAUGGUUAAAAUUAAUAAGAAGAAUUAUGUUUGAUAUUUUUUUUAUUAAUAACAAUCUUAUAUUUAAUUAUAUUUUUUUUAAUUUUAUUAUAUUGUAUUUUAAUAUUAUUAUAAAAAUAUUUUA
Molecule: messenger RNA, 2955 nt
Organism: Ichthyophthirius multifiliis
Lineage: Eukaryota; Ciliophora; Oligohymenophorea; Hymenostomatida
Product: RNA polymerase ii second largest subunit, putative
Exons: 6
Biological process (GO): DNA-templated transcription
Cellular component (GO): RNA polymerase II, core complex
Molecular function (GO): DNA binding; DNA-directed RNA polymerase activity; ribonucleoside binding
Source: RefSeq, a predicted model, not a curated record